UUGAUAUCACCACAAUGACGUGUAAUACCCGGAAGUGCCUUUUGUAAACUUGCUGGUCAGCUGUACCAACUUUAGAGCAGCCUAAUCUCAUCGAGAAUGUCUUUCAAAGCGGAUAAUAUUUCAGUCUGAAAAGUGGAGCCUUUCUUUGUGGGGUAAUUUGGAUGAUACAAUGGAGGAAAAGAGUAAGAAACGUAAAAGCCCCAAACCGUCUUCCAACCAGGCUCCUCCCCCAAUCACUGCACGAAAAACAACAUCCAGUGGGAGAUCGUUCGGCGUUGGUGGUGUGGCCACGCACUCCAGUCAGAGGACGAAGUAUCGCAGGGGGAUGCGAGACAAACCAAGGCCUCAGAGUCAGUCGGGUAAGAGUAACCAGUCUGCCCCCAUCCAGCACUCUUUUCUCACAGACGUGUCUGAUGUUCAGGAGAUGGAGAAGGGGUUGCUCAGCCUUCUGAAUGACUUUCACUCUGGAAAAUUACAAGCCUUUGGUAACGAGUGCUCCAUUGAUCAGAUGGAGCAUGUGAGGGAAAUGCAGGAAACACUGGCUCGUCUGCAUUUCGACUUAUAUGGAGAAGUGGAUGAGCUGCCAGAAGACCAGAGGAAGUCUGCCUAUGACACAAACAUGGAUAAACUGUUAUUAAAUCUGGAAGAGUUAAGCUCCUCAAUACAAAAGCUUAACCUUGCUGACAGUCAAGAUGUCCCGAGAACUUCCAGCAUAUGAACUACAAAGGCUCUACCAUGGAGAAUACUGUGUGCAUAUUAAGCACAGAAAAGCUGUGGAGAAACACCAGUAUUGCAGUCAUAUCGAUGACACUGUGGAUCUUAAGUAGAGUUGGUCAGCUUGGCUUGUUUGCACUCUAUAGUUUUAUAGAUAUGAUAUCAAAGAACAAAUCCAAACAGUCAUGAUGAAAUGCUCACUUGUCCUUCUCAUCGCAUCAUUUCAUGUUACCACAAGGAAAAUAUGUUGUGACUUCUAAUCUCAUGUCUUAAAUGCUGCCUUGGAGUUGUACAAUAGCAGCACCUUUGCAUUAUCACUCAUUCACUUUAACAAGGAACUGAUGAGCUCAGUUUGUAUUUAUUUAUGUCCUGUCUUAAGGCAGUUAAUAGAAAGAUAAUGGCAGGUUAUUUUUUAACAAGAUGUCAGAUUCAUGAGACUACUAAGACUGCUGAAUUAAAGUAAAAUAAGGUUGUAUAUUUUUGGUUAUAGUCAUAUUUACAUAUUUUAUUUUGAUUUAAAAUGUUGGAAAUGUAAAGUGCAACCUACUGGCUAAUUGUUGAUUGAACUUUUUAUUCAUGCUUCUAUCAAUAAAGUUCAAGUUGUAUUACCCCA
Molecule: messenger RNA, 1327 nt
Organism: Labeo rohita (rohu)
Lineage: Eukaryota; Metazoa; Chordata; Actinopteri; Cypriniformes; Cyprinidae
Gene: ccdc28a
Product: coiled-coil domain containing 28A
Exons: 6
Coding region: 170-718 (182 amino acids)
Source: RefSeq, a predicted model, not a curated record